Messenger RNA from Notothenia coriiceps (black rockcod), 2964 nucleotides. It is a transcript of the gene exosc10, whose product is annotated as exosome component 10. Gene Ontology annotation, cellular component: nucleolus; nuclear exosome (RNase complex). The record is from RefSeq and is a predicted model, not a curated record. Gene Ontology annotation, biological process: nuclear polyadenylation-dependent snoRNA catabolic process; nuclear polyadenylation-dependent snRNA catabolic process; exonucleolytic trimming to generate mature 3'-end of 5.8S rRNA from tricistronic rRNA transcript (SSU-rRNA, 5.8S rRNA, LSU-rRNA). NCBI's taxonomy places the organism in Eukaryota, Metazoa, Chordata, Actinopteri, Perciformes, Nototheniidae. Gene Ontology annotation, molecular function: single-stranded RNA binding; 3'-5'-RNA exonuclease activity; nucleotide binding.
GCUUCCUGCGGCACACAUGUACACAGCACUGAAACUGGAAUAUGGAUUCUUCUAAGAGAAAAGACUCCACUAACAGUGUCUUUGCAGACCCAAAUUCCGAAAACAACGACGAGGAAAAGGAAGACCUGUGUCCCGGUUUUAAAGACGCGGAUACUUUUGUUAAAUAUGGAUUGGGUGCGGUGUUAUCUGCCACCAAGGCAUCCGCCAGCUUGCCUCAGACUGGAGAUGAGUAUGAUUUCUAUCGGAGCUUCCCGGGCUUCCAGGAGUUCUGUGAAAGACAAGGAGAUAAGCUCCUGCAGGGCAUGAGUCAGAUAAUGCAUCACCAUGGCUGCAGAUCUCACAUGAAGGACAGGAACAAGCUGACAGGGCUGGAGGAGAGGUUCGACUUGGUCGUGGACUCGAACGACGUCAUCCUCGAAAGAGUGGGGAUUCUUCUUGAUGAAGCUGAUGGGGUGAACAGGAGCCAGCAGCCUGUCCUGCCCGCAGGCUUUCAGGCUCCCAAGAUUGUUGUUUCCAGCUGGAAUCGCAAGGGUUCAGGCUCCGGCAGUCGUUCUGAGACGUUCCGUCUGCUCCAUGCCAAGAAUAUUGUGAGGCCUCAGCUGAAAUUCAGGGAAAAUGUCGACAACAGCAACACACCAUUUGUUCCCAAGAUCUUCAUCAAGCCCAAUGCAGUAAAGCCCCUUCCCUCCUAUUUCACCAACAAACAAAUCCGUAAAGAGAGACCUGAGGACCUUGAUGUCCCGGCUGCCCUGGCUGACUUCAUUCACCAGCAGAGAACUCAGGAACAUGUUGAAGACAUGUUUUCCCACCCAUACCAAUAUGAACUGGAUCAUUUCACAUUAACAGAAAGCCUUCUUUCUAAGCCACAACCGCUGAUGUACAAACCCCUGGAUGAGACCAAAUGCUCCUUCAUUGAAACAUUGGAGGAUCUGGUGGCUCUGAAUGAGAAACUUUGCAAAUUGUCUGAAUUUGCAGUGGAUCUUGAGCACCACUCCUACAGGAGCUUCCUCGGACUCACCUGCCUGAUGCAGAUCUCCACCAGAGACGAGGACUUCAUCAUCGACACCAUUGAGCUCCGGAGCGAGUUGUACAUUCUCAACGAGGCAUUCACUGACCCUGCUAUUGUCAAGAUAUUUCACGGCGCUGACUCUGACAUGGAGUGGCUCCAGAGGGGACUGUAGGGCUUGUAUGUGCGUCAACCUUUAUUGACCACGCAUCAGGCCAGCCGAGCUCUGAACUUUGCCAGACAUUCCCUCGACACCAUGCUCAAACACUACUGCACCGUGGAGUCAGACAAACGCUACCAGCUGGCUGACUGGAGGAUUCGCCCCUUGCCAGAGGAGAUGGUGCAGUAUGCUCGGUCAGACACACACUUCCUGCCUUACAUCUACGACUGUGUGCGGGAACAGCUGUUGGACUUUAACCACGGGCAGCCUGGCCUGCUGCAGAGUGUCUGGAACAAGAGCAAAGACAUCUCUCUGAAGAAAUAUGUGAAGCCUAUAUUCACAGAGGAGUCAUAUUUGGAGCUGCAGAGGAAGCAGAAAAGGUCCUUUAACACCCAGCAGCUCACUGCCUUCAGACUGCUGUUUGCCUGGAGGGACAAGCUGGCCAGGCAGGAAGAUGAAAGCACCGGAUUCGUUCUGCCCACUCAUAUGAUGAACAAGAUAUCUGAGGAGCUGCCAAAAGAGCCACAGGGCAUCAUCGCCUGCUGUAACCCUGUACCCCCGCUGGUGAGGCAGCAGGUCAAUGAGCUGCAUUUGUUAGUGCAGCAAGCCAGAGAAAUGCCUCUCCUCAAGGCUGAGAUUGCAGCUCAAAAGAAGAAAGGACUCACACCCAUAAAAAAGGCUGACGUCACGUUGUUUGGUCCUCAUGAUACAUCCAGGGUCUCUGAGAGCGACCUCCACAACUGUUCUACUGAUGAAAUGCCCAUCAAACAAGGGAUGCUCUUUGCAGAGGAUGAGCCCAAAAUGGAUGUUGAUGAAGAAAACACAAGUGGCCUUGUAGCAAAAGCUAAAAUCACACAGUUUGAGGAGCCGGAAACACAGAAUGACACAGAAUCCCUUCCUGUGGGUCAAAUGAAAGCCAGACGCAUCAUUGAGUCUUUUGAAAACCCUUUCAGAAUGUACUUGCCCUCCAACAAUGUGCACAUCAGCAAGAAUGCCAAGUUUGACCCAUCUUCCAAAAUAUUUGAGAUAAGUAAAAGAUGGAAGCUGCAGAGUAUUGAGCAGCAACAGAAGGAGUUGGAUGCCAAAAAGAAAGCAAAGGAAGAAAAAAAGGAACUCACAAAGAAAGUGGCAGAUGAGAGAAAGAAGGCUAAGCAGAGCUACCAGGAGUCUCUCCUGAACGUUCCCACUGUUCGCGAGCAGGCAGCGGAAUCUGUAAAGCCCGGAACGAAAAGAGAGAGGGUCGCCAGUGACGUUGGUGAGUCGACUCCCAAACCGAGUAAGAAGCUAUUGAAAUCUGCAGAGAAGUCCGAGAAGACUGAACCACCUCCACCAGAACCCUUCAAGCCAUUCGACUACAGAAAGUCAGACCUCAAAGUCUUUGCUGGUAACAAACCAACGGACAACACUCAGUUCGAUCCAAACCGGCAAUCCAAUGAUUUUAGGAAAAAGAAAAAACCCAAGGGACAAAAACCUAAUUCUGGAGGUGGAAAGAGUAUGUCGUACAUGGCUGGGAAAUCUGACAGAGGAUUCAAGCACAACUGGCCCAAAAGAUAAACUCUCCUUGAUGCCAUAUUCUCUCUUAUUUUAAACUUGUUCUUAUCUUGCAGAAACAAUGAUCCCUUUAUUUUCAUUUUUCAUUUCAACUAUCAACGAUUUUCCUACUCAAGUUUCUUCCAUUUGUAAAACAGUUUGCCCUGUAAAUAUGUGGAAGCACAGACCUCUUUAUUAAAGACAAUUUUAGAGGAACAAUUAUUUGCCUUUUUCGAUAAUGAUUAUGAAUUAAAACCUAAUAAACUUA